Molecule: messenger RNA, 462 nt
Organism: Anisakis simplex (herring worm)
Lineage: Eukaryota; Metazoa; Nematoda; Chromadorea; Rhabditida; Anisakidae
Source: the annotation of a GenBank genome assembly
AUGCUCGCUCGAGGCAAUCAGUCUGUAUCCCACUGUCCAAUAGCGAAUCAAUCCGAGGAUGCCAUCGAAAUCGCCAGGCAUAUGUGGUUAUUUUGCGACGAAUGUCGUACGAAACGAAUCACUAAACUGCUCCAACGAAAACCUUUAAACGGUUUACGAGAUGCACCACCANUCCAUCCAUCCGAAAAAUCGGACGCAGAGAAUGGUAAUCGCCCGAAAAGAGAAAGGGAAAGGAAGCAGGAUGCAGGAAAAUCAACUUACAUUCCGGAUGGCCUCCAAAUCAAUCGUUUAAUGAAGGCUGGCAUUACAAAACGUGAGGCCGUGCAGAAAUUUGUUGAUGAAAAGCGACAGGAAGCGUUGGCAAAAAAAGCGAAGGAAAUGGAAGCACAAGCAAAUGAAAAGAAGGCCGAAGAGGCUGCAAACAAGAAAGUAAACGUCUAUCUGAUACAGUUAUAUGUUUAG